Chelonia mydas (Green sea turtle) is the source of this 7960-nucleotide messenger RNA. RefSeq names its product interferon-induced very large GTPase 1. Gene Ontology annotation, molecular function: GTP binding. The transcript has 9 exons. Gene Ontology annotation, biological process: regulation of apoptotic process. The coding region runs from base 78 to 6581 and encodes 2167 amino acids. Lineage: Eukaryota; Metazoa; Chordata; Testudines; Cheloniidae. The record is from RefSeq and is a predicted model, not a curated record.
CUCUCCCUCUCUUCACGUAAGGAAAUGAGAGCAGAAACCUAACUGGCAGCAAACACCUCAUCACUCUCUUGAUUCUAAUGGGGAAUGGAAGCUCUUGUGAUUUGGAAGCAAUGGCUGCCAAUGAGAAGCCCUCAGAGAUUAUACAAAAGGCCCGAAGAAAACUAACAGAUGUUCUUCAAACAGAUCCAGAGGCUGUCUUGAGUGCUGUAGAUGCCCAUCUCCUGAUUACAGAGAGAGAGUACUUCACACUGAGUCAAAUAAAUGAUCCACAGAAGCUAAUAGUGACACUGAUUGAAACAGUACUCGAAAAGGGAGAAUUGGCCCAUGAGCAAUUUCUAGAUUGUAUGGAAAACCUGCAACACACAUUUCCAGGCUUAGGACCAAUUUCUGAGUAUUUAGAAGAUGAUCCCAAUAAUGGAACUGAGAAUCCAGAAGCUGCAGUGUUCUCAGAGAAAAAGAAUGGACCAGAAGAUCCAGAAAUGGUUGUAUCAUCAGUGAAAAAGAAUCUUCCUGAGAGCCCAAAACCCAACACAUCCUCAGAGAACGGGAAUGGAGCCAAGAGCCCAGAACCCGACACAUCCUCAGAGAACAGGAAUGGAGCCAAGAGCCCAGAACCCGACACAUCCUCAGAGAAAAAGAAUAGAGCUGAGAGCCCAAAACCCAACACAUCCUUAGAGAACAGGAACGGAGCUGAGAGCCCAGAACCCGACACAUCCUCGGAGAAAAAGAAUAGAGCCGAGAGCCCAGAACCCGACACAUCCUCAGAGAAAGGGAAUGGAGCCGAGAGCCCGGAACCCGACACAUCCUCAGAGAAAGGGAAUGGAGCCGAGAGCCUGGAACCCGACACAUCCUCAGAGAAAGGGAAUGGAGCCGAGAGCCCGGAACCCGACACAUCCUUAGAGAACAGGAACGGAGCCGAGAGCCCAGAACCCGACACAUCCUCAGAGAAAGGGAAUGGAGCUGAGAGCCCGGAACCCGACACAUCCUCAGAAAAAGGGAAUGGAGCCGAGAGCCCGGAACCCGACACAUCCUCAGAAAAAGGAAAUAGAGCAGAGAGCCCAGAAGCUAUUGCAUCCUCAGAAAAGGGGAAGGAAUCUGAGAUCCUAGAAGCUUCUGCAACCUCGGAGAAAGGGAAAGGAGUGAAGAGCCUAGAAGUCCCCCCGACUUUAGAGAAAGAGAAUUCUGAAGAGCAAUUGUUCCUACAAGCCCAAAAUGAACUUAUUGGACCUUGGAGCCAGACAAACAUGGCGGAGUCAGCAACAGCUGGUGACCUAUUGGCAGCAAGGACUAUUGAGAAGGAACCAGAGGGAGCAACUCCAUCAAGAACACCAGCCAAAGGGACUUGUGAUUUAGAAAAAUCUGCUGAUGAAAAACCCUCAGAGAUUAUACGCAACAAAAGAAAAAAGUUAAUUGAAAUUCUUCAAAAAGACCUAGAACUCAUCUUGGAUGAAUUACUAUCCCAAUCCAUUGUCACAGAGGAGGAGUACAAUACCUUGGAUAAAACAGAAGAGGAUCCCAAGAAGAAGAUAAGAAAAUUGUUGAUUCUGAUACAGAAAAAGGGGGAAUCAGCCUGCCAGCAAUUUCUGGACUGUUUAGAAAUUGUAUUUCCAGGUAUAGAUCAGGAUUUAUAUUUAAGUUCUGGUUAUCCUCAGAGUAAAAGAACUCCCCAUCUCAUUUCUUUGACAAUGGAAGCAGAGAAUGACCUUAUUUUUCUAUUCAAUGACAGAGAGGAGAAAGCGGACAUCCUGCAAGCACCAGAGCUAACAGAGACAACACCACAACUUCCCAAAGAUUCUUUAAUUCAGGAACAAGAAGUUGCUAUUCAGCAAGACCCAGAACAGAAGCAAAAAGACCUCCCCAAAGAGAGAAGAAAAGCAUUCAGAGAAGUUCUCUCCAAGUUAAAAUUACAGAAGUAUGAAAGCAGAAAGCUCAGGAUGAAUGAUAUCCUGGAAAUCAGCUCAGGAAGUUUAAAGGACUGGAAUCCUCAGAAAUUAAGAGAUUUACCAUGGCAUUUCCUGAGAAAGGUCAUGGCUUUGAAUAUGACAGCCAGAAGUACAAGCCUUAGGUGUGGGGCACUUCAUGAUCAAGGAACCAGGGUGGAUGAAGAGGAACAAGGUAUCAAUGAACAAAUUUUCUUUGUUAGUGACACUGACACUAAAGUCUCUUUGAAUCCACUUGAUGUUCUGUGUGCUGUUCUGCUUUGCUCAGACAGUUUCCUACAGCAGGAGAUCCUGUCCAAAAUGUCCAUGUGCCAGUUUGCCCUCCCUCUGCUGCUACCUGCCCUCGCCACCCCCAGGUGCACCCUACUGCUGUGGGCCAUGAGGGACAUUGUGAGGAAGUGGAGGCCGCAUUCCCUGGCAGACAGCAGAGGGUUCAGAGAGGAGAGCCUGGUGUUCACGUCAAUGCCAACCAUUUCCUUUGUGCGGAUGGGGAGCUGCAGCUUCUCCAAGUCCAAACUCCUCAGUGAGGUUCUCAGCCCCUCACAGCAGUAUCACGAUUUCUUUAUCCAUCGGGACAUGGAGUCUGGGAACAUCCCUCGGGAAAUCGCAGAUGGGCUGGUAGAAAUUUCCUGGUUUUUCCCUGGUGGGAGGAAGAAUUUGGAUCUUUUCCCAGAACCUGUGGCAGUUACAAAUCUACGUGGAGACAUUGAAUCUCACUGGUUGCAGUUCAGCUUUUUAACAGAGGUCUCCUCAGCUGUGUUCAUAUUUGCUGAAAACAUCACUGAAAGAGAGUACACUCUGUUAUCAUCUUUGAAAGAAUCCACAACUAAAUAUUACUUCAUUCUCAACCACCAGACUGGGAAAUCCAGUGAAACUCUAGCAAUCCUUAACAAAUUAGCCCCUGUGCUGAAACUGAAAAAUUCACAUAUGCUGAUGAAAGACAGCAACACAAAUAAAGCAAAAUUUGUGGAAAAGCUGCAGUCCACCAUACGAAGCAUAAUGAACUCUUCUCCCAAGAGGACAGGUAUAGAAGACAUGGCUGGGACAGCGCGUGAACUAGGAAUCCAAAUAGAUGAAGACCAUGUGGAAUGUCAGACUGCGAGCGACUGCGUUAAAGAAAUCACCACAGAAAUAAAGGAUGUGGCAUAUUACAAACAAGAAAUGCUGAGACUCCAAGGGGAUUUAUGGAAAAGCCUGGCUAAAGUGGAAAAAGAAAUGUGCCGAAUGAGAAGGCAGGGGGAUAUCCCUGCUGAGAAAUAUAAAUCUCAGCUGAAAGAUAAGAUGUUGGAUUUGCGUAAACAACAGAAUAAAUGUGACCUUACUGAUGGUUUGACUAAAUUCAUUGAUGCAAUACAACAUCUACUUCCAUUAGAAAAACAUUAUUUCCUGAAAUGGAUGAAGUUUCAGCUGGAUCACAUUGCUAGGGGGAAUCUUUCUAAACUACGGGCUGAAUACAAAGAGAAAUGCAAGUCUUUAGGUGAUGACCCCAAACAGUUGGCAGAACUAGAUAAAUUAAUCUCUUCCACUUCUUUAGGGGUUGAGCAUUUCAUGCGUGAGUUGGGGCAGUUUUAUGAGGCUGAAUGCUCCAUGGUUAAAGAAGGCAAAAUUCUAAAAAGUGGAAGGCAAUUCACCCACCUCCCAGACAUAGCAGCUGACCUGCUGCUGGAAGGGUUUCCUAUUGAGCUGAUCGAUGGAGAUGCAUCCAACAUCCCACUGCAGUGGGUAACAGAUGUUCUGACUCAGCUCCAUGCAAAGCUGGGGGGAAGGUCCAGAAUGCUGGUUCUAACAGUGCUGGGAGUGCAGAGCACUGGGAAAUCCACCCUCCUCAACACCAUGUUCGGCCUGCAGUUUGCAGUGAGCAGUGGCCGAUGUACACGAGGAGCCUUCAUGUUGCUUAUUCAAGUUAAAGAGAUCUUAAAAAAGGAACUGGGCUGUGAUUUCAUCCUGGUGAUAGACACAGAAGGCUUGAAAGCCCCUGAAUUGGCCAAGCUGGAGGACAGUUAUCAACAUGACAAUGAGCUGGCCACACUGGUGAUUGGGUUAAGUGACAUAACCAUUGUUAACAUGGCCAUGGAAAAUGCCACUGAAAUGAAAGAUAUUCUGCAAAUUGUGGUCCAUGCAUUUCUCAGAAUGGAAAAAAUAGGGCAUAAGCCAAACUGCCAGUUUGUACAUCAGAACGUCAGUGAUGUGUCUGCGGAUGAACAAAACAUGAGGGACAGGAAACACCUCCUGGAGCAGCUGAAUGAAAUGAUCAAAGCUGCAGCAAAGAUGGAAAAACUAAACAAGGAAAUAAAAUUUUCUGAUAUCAUGGAGUAUGAUCUGGAAAAAAACAAUUGGUACAUCCCUGGGCUUUGGCAUGGAGUCCCGCCCAUGGCUCCGGUGAAUAUGGGAUACAGUGAAAAAGUGUAUGAGUUAAAGAGGUAUCUGUUUGAAUUCAUAAGGAACUGUUCACUUAAAAGAACCCCCAAGGACAUUCCACAGUUUACUGAAUGGGUGAAGAGUCUGUGGAAUGCUGUCAAACAUGAGAACUUCAUCUUCAGCUUUAGAAACAGCCUCAUAGCUGAAGCCUAUAACCAGCUGUCAGUGAAGUAUUCUGAGUGGGAAUGGGGUUUCCGCAAGGAAAUGCACCUCUGGAUAACUGAAAAAGAAACUGCAAUUCAUAACUUUUCUCCUGAUGAACUAGAAGCUGAUAAGUCACAAUAUGAAAUGCAACAGAAACUACAGUGUGGAGAACAGAGAAUUCUGGAGCUUUUAAAACAAUAUUUUGAAAGCGGGGCAGCAAAUCUGCAUCUGAUAGAAAAGUACAGGGAAGAUUUUAUCAGAAGUGCAAAGAGCCUGAAGAAUGAGCUGGAAAGUUAUUCAUUUAAGAAAUGUAAGGAAGCCAUUCACAUUAAAAAAGGCCAGCACAAGAUAGCCAAUAUCCAGGCUGAGUACAUGAAAGUAAUUGAAGGGAAAGUGGACAUGCUUUUAGAACAAUGCAGGAAAAAAGAAAGUAAAUUGGAAAAUAAAGAAUUGGAAAUGGAAUUUGAAAAAAUGUGGAAAGAAACAUUUUCAGAAUUAUCGCCCGUUUGUUUACAGAAACAUGAAAUUCAUGAAGAUAUAGAGUUCCAUCUGAGAAAAGACCUGGAUAACAGAGGAAGUUCAGUCAAUCAGAAGAUACAAGAAGCAGGAAGUUUGAUGAAUUAUAGAAUUAACUCUUUCACAAUGAGAAAUGAAUAUUUAGACUUUUCAUUUACCUCAGCUGUGAAACAUUGGUUUACAAAAAAACAGUCACAGAAAACAGAAAAACUUGCUAAAUCCUUGAUGGCCCAAUGCAAUAGUUACAUUGAAGAGAGAGUCUGUUCCAAGGCAGACUAUGAUGAAACUUAUUGCAGAGAAUUGUUGCAUUUGAUCAAUGAGAAACUUCAACAGGAGGAAAUGAAAAAACUACAGACUUCUGUUUCCUUUGAAGUUGAUCUGAAACUUCACAUUUUGGGGGAAGCCGCUCACGCAUUUCAGAAGAUGCAUGAAGAUUUUCUCAAGGAAAAUGAUCCUCAGCAACGGUUGGAGAAGCUGAAACCUCAAUAUUUCUCUAUAUUUAAAGACCACUACCUGGAAAAAGAUGCCCGACAAAAUAGAGCCAGGGAUUUAUGUGAUCAGUGUCUCAAACCUGCCUUAAUGGAUUAUGUUAGCAAAAGACUUGGACUGGAAAUAGUGGAUGACAUUCUCAGCAGCGGACAGUCUAUUGAAUAUGCCAGCCGGAGCUUUUUCCAGUUCACUGUGCAGAAGAAGCUGUUAGAAGAUGGGAACUUCAACAACUAUGUGAAAUACAUUAUCAACUACGAAAAGUUUGUCAAAGCUUGGAUAUGGAGGCACAUAUUAGAUUACUACAGAGAGGCUGAGGAUUUGGAAGCUCUGGAGGAAGAAAUUCUAUCCACGAUAAUAAAGAAAGCCAGGGAUGCUCUGGAGAAAGCCAAAGAUGAAAGUGUUAAGACAGUCUCAGCCUUUCUAAACAACUUUUGCAAAGUGCUGCAGAAGGACCUCGUCAUUUCCAAGGAUAUCUUAGUGGGGAUACAGUUUAAAAACACUGCAGAUCCAGAUCAAUUUUCUACUUUGAUUCAAACCUUUCUUCCUUCUCUGCAGCAACAAUUACUAGCUGAAUUGAAAGACCGGGAAAUUAGAUCGAAGCUCUCCCAUCUGCCGCUGAAGCCCCAGGAUGAAAUCUUCAAGCGAGUGUUUGGCUGUGGGAAGCAGUGUCCAUUCUGUACAGUCCCCUGCGAAGCAGGAGGAGGGGAUCAUAGAGAGCACUUUGCAUCAGUACAUCGUCCUCAAGGGCUAGGGGGAUACCGAAGUGUGGCAACAGAAAAACUUACCUAUUCUCUAUGUUCCUCUGAUGUGAUUUCCAGCACUACAUUUAGAAAUUCAGACACAGAUUGGAAGGAUCAUCCUUAUAAAGGUUAUCGUCAAUAUUACCCAGAUUGGCGCAUUCAGCCAGAUCCCAGCAUCUCUGCUUCUGAUUACUGGAAAUUUGUUUUUAAGGAGUUCAAUCAACAGUUUGCUAAGGAGUAUGGUGCUAAACCAGCUGAUCUCCCAACAGACUGGCAAAAAAUAACCAAAGAACAGGCUCUGGAGAGCCUAAAGGAAGCAUUUACUAUGAAAUAAACACACAGACAGUCUGCCUAAAUGGGAUAUUCAUGUGGUCAGAUAGGAAAAUCAACAUUCUUUUGAUUUAAAAACAGACAUGAAAAAAAUCCAACUUCAAACAAAUAUGUAAUUUCAUCUAUGAAGCUAGCAGGCACUGUUCAUAACUUCAGAAUGAAAACCUAUUUUUUGACAUGUGAGAGAAUCGAGUCUUAGGUGCAUUUCACCACAGCAAUGGUGUUUUCUAACCACCAAUUAAUUCUCUUCCAAAACAGGUCAACUCUCCUAUGAAUUCAAGUAUCAAUACCUUGACCCAAGCAGCUAAUCUCAGAGUACGAUACACCAUACUAUAUAAUUGUAUUUUGCCCAACAAAAUCUGUUUUAUUACAAAAGCUGAAUAGUGUCAUUCCAGAUAAAGGGUUAUCUGCAUUUCUGGCCCCCGUUAUAAUUGGGACACUGUACCAUGAUCAUAAAUUACCAAAUCCCAUGCCAUUGAUGGCUCACUUGUAGUGCUCCCUCUCCCCUCCAUUCCAUAUACUCUGUUCACACUCCACCUGUGGUCUGUCUCCUCAUCUUUGCUCCAUUUUGCUUAUGCCAUCUACUCACUUCCCCCACUACCAUGUUCCUGAUGACUACACUCCUCAAAGUAACUGGUGGAAUCCACCAUCUAGACGGUAACUUGUGGAGCAGCUCAGGAUUCCAGUGCUGAAAAUAAUCUGAUGAAAAGAACUAGGAUUCUGAAAGAAGUCUAACAAGAAGGGGCUCCUGGCACAGAGCAGCACCUCACUCUCUCUUCUCUAUCUGUCGGGGGAUGGAUGGUCUUGAUGGCUAAACCCUAGGACACGUGGGUUCUCUUCCUAGUUCUGAGAUGGGAAUGUGGGCUAGUGGGCCAGAGGUACGGGGAUUAGUGAUUCCUGGGUUCUGUCCUAGCUCUGCCACUGACCUGCUGUGUUACUUUGGGUAAUUUCAUUUCCCUGACUCCUCCCUAUGCCUCAGUUUGUCAUUUGUAAAAUAAGGGAUAAUGAAUCUGACCCACCUCUCUGUGGGUUAUGAUGCUUAAUUCAAUAAUGUUUCUUUAUCUAAUGGAAAACAUUAAAGAAGGGCAAGUUAUUGUUGUGAUUAUUAUUAAUUUGGUAAAACGUGUGUUGGGGCAGGGCAGAAAAGCUGAAAGCUGGUUACUUCAAACAUGAAGGGUUUUAUUUUCUUCUUGUAAUACAUUACUAUUGAUUAAUCCAGGGGUCAGAGUGCUAUGCAUACUUUUAGAAGCAGUGACUAAUUUCUACUAGCAAACUAGCCUUGCAUACUACUUUAAUGCUGUUGAAAAUUCAUCAUUGUAUAAGGACAAAACAACUUAUACAAAAAACAAAAUAAAAUUAAUACAAUUCUUUGCUUCAUAGUCA